Molecule: messenger RNA, 1292 nt
Organism: Hydractinia symbiolongicarpus
Lineage: Eukaryota; Metazoa; Cnidaria; Hydrozoa; Anthoathecata; Hydractiniidae
Exons: 2
Coding region: 44-517 (157 amino acids)
Source: RefSeq, a predicted model, not a curated record
AAAAAAAAAAAAUUAAAAAGAAAUCUUUUUUUUACCAGUAAACAUGGCUUUUAAUAGCUUUCCCGCAGUAAUUGGCUUACAAUUUGAGCAGGAAAUUCCAUUGGGUAAACGAAGAGUCCCAUCUUACGAUGACGACAAAAAUGAUUAUGUACCACCGCUAGAAACGCCCCGAGUAAACUUAGAUGUGAACAAUUUGUGCUCGUGUGAGAAUUGUUGUGUGAUGCCUAGGGAAACAGAAUGCUUAUGUUGCCAUGAUGUGGAUGCAAUUAAAUAUUUCAAGUUGCAGGAUAAGAAAUGCAUCACUGAUCACGAAAACUUCUGUCCUUUCGUUUUAUUAAAAGAUACGUUGUGGACAGCCUUGGUUGCGCUACACGACAGAGAAAGUUGUGGAAUGGCGAAUCGAGAUGACGUACAUGAUAGUACUAUACUUGAUAAACCUGAUGUUGUCAAGAACCUUGGAGUCUGGAGACUAAAGUGUACUGUAUUUGCUAAUCACAUAUUUACAAUGUUCAACUAAUCAAAUUUGACCAUGAAUAUUUCUUUUUCAUAAGUCUUACAGAUAUGCUGCUUAUAGGCAAUUUUGCUGAAUUGUGCACAACAGAUUGGAAAAGAGUGUGAGACGAGUAAUACCAUCAUGUGUUGUGUCGAGGAUACGACAAGACGUAUAUAAAUAUAAUAUAAAACUCAAACUCGUCCGUAGUGUCUUUUGUCUAUUUUUUUUACCGGACGACUCACUGUACCGUAAAAAAGAGACACAAGGUACCAGGAACGAGUUUGAUAUGAAUAAAGAAGUAUAUUAAAUAAGAAUAAAUAUGUUCGUAGUUUUUUUAGUUUAUUUAAUAAAUAUUUCUGAAUAAUUUCCUACUUUGAAGGACACUCUUGCGGAGCUACGCGCAAUGAUAUCUUCCUUUUUCUGCGAAUUUCAGACGUAGAUUUUCCUGAGUUGAGCACGUUUUAAAAUCGUUUUAACAAUAUAUGUGGUAGUGGUCAUAGUUCUUAUUUUUUUAUCACUUCCGACAUGAACUUCUUAUUUGGCUUUAAAUACGCCACUUAAAACAAUGUUAUCUCUUUGCUUUGUUCACCAAUUUUGCAUUUCUUAACAAUAAUAGUAAAAGAAUUUAUGGGACCGAAGUUGUAUCACAUUAUGUCAAUUUAGACUUAUUAAAUUUCACCUUGUUUACGUUGUUGUCAUGGUCCAGUACCGUUAACUGCGUCAGCUAUCAUUUUCUCCAUGUGGAAGUAAAUACAUUUUGGUAAUUACCUUGAAAGAAAUAACAUUCGCGGAAAUUGAU